Parathielavia appendiculata is the source of this 3056-nucleotide messenger RNA. RefSeq lists its product as uncharacterized. Gene Ontology annotation, cellular component: cytoplasm; vesicle; intracellular membrane-bounded organelle. Gene Ontology annotation, biological process: clathrin coat disassembly; clathrin-dependent endocytosis. The coding region runs from base 147 to 2912 and encodes 921 amino acids. The record is from RefSeq and is a predicted model, not a curated record. Gene Ontology annotation, molecular function: clathrin binding. Lineage: Eukaryota; Fungi; Ascomycota; Sordariomycetes; Sordariales; Chaetomiaceae. The transcript has 2 exons.
AUAAGCCCCCCUUUGCAAAUGCGCCGUUGAUCUGAACACCUAAGGUACAUUACUAGUGCUUCGAGCCACGAGAUUUCCAAUCCUGCAUUCGCUCCUGCGAACCCCAUACCUGAUGCCGCGCUGAUAGUACCAUUGCCGACGGCACAAUGGACGACCUCGCUGGCUUGAGCUGGUCGGCGCCCAAGCAAGGAAAGCCAGCGCAACCGGCCGACGCGAAUCCCGGUGCCUCGACCUACCCUUCCUUGCGCCCGACCCCGUCCCCUUUCGCAUCCGGCCGCAACACCCCGUUGUCGGCGCAGGGAUCCGGCAACAUCGGACCAAAGUCCUCAAACCCCAAGCCCGCCCCGGACAGCUUCGGCAACUUACUCAACCUCGGCGCCGGAAAAAGCAGCGCGAAUCUAAGUCUACGCGAGCGGCAAGACCAGCUGGAAGCCGAGAAGAGGAGGAAAGAGGAGGAGAGGCGAAAGCAGGCACAAGUGCACUACGGCGAUGGACGCUUUUUUGACUCGCUUGGUCAAAACCAGUCGAGCUCUCUAAGGACAGCGUCUCCUGCGAUACCCGCCCCACCUUCGGCGACAGGGCCAAGUCCAGGGAUACAAAACGAUAAUCCGCCAGCCGACCCAGACGACGAUCUGUUCGCGGCCUUCAAUGCCAGCACCAAAGUGGAUAAUUCCAGUCACUACCCGCCGCCUGCGCCCUCGAGCAGCCCUUCGCCCACCAACGCCCCUCGCCUGGACCUCAGCAACCCACACGCAUGGAAUCAACCAUCAACAGAGGUCGGCGGAGGCUCUGGCGGCGAAGAUGAUGACCCAUUCGGGCUCAGUCAGUUCCAAAGCAAUGCUAAGCUGCCGCCUCCUCAACCCGCCGAUGAGGACGACGAUCUUCUAGGCGACCUGGGCAAACCGGUAGAUCAAGUCAGGAAGAAGACGGCGCCGGCAUUUGCACGCGAUCCCGAACCCGGAAAAGCUAUCGAGGACUCCUCCUCACAGUCCGAGGCCGAGCAGCCUGCUGCAUCCGACGAUCCUUUUGAUCGGGCUGUCGCCCAGCUGGUGGACUACGGGUUUACCCCUGAGAAUGCGAGGAGGGGGCUCACAGAGAGCGGGGCAGGCGUCGAUAUCCAGGCUGCCGUCAACUGGCUGCUAGAUGAUGCUCAUAGACAGGCAAAGGAGAAGAGCAUAGGUCGCGGAGGGGGGAGAGAGCAGCCUAGGGCGGCGGAAGCGCGAACCUCAAGUCGGCCCCGAAAUGGGACGCCGUCCUGGAUGAGAGAGGGGCCACCAGCCGAUGGUGCCAGAAGCAGAGACAACCGGUCACCAGCGUCUAUGGACGGCGAUUUUGCCAAGACUGCUGCUGCCGUGGGUUCAAGUUUCUUGAAGACGGCAAACAGUUUGUGGAAGACAGGGCAAAAGAAGGUACAGAAGGCGGUUGCCGAGUUCCAUCAGGACGGGGACCCCAACCAGCCAAAAUGGAUGCGGUCGGCUGCCCAAGAUCACCCUGGCGCUGGUGACCGACGCAGGCAAAUGGCUGAGGUCACCGAUGAGGCUUUGAUGCUGGAAGGGGGAGGACGACCAGGCGGCAGACCAGGGAGUUCCGCAUUCGAGCGUCACGCUCCUAGCGAAGCCCAGUCUCGUGACCGCUCGCCAGCUCUACCGGUUCGCCCCGGGCAGGUUAGCCAAGUGCCAAAAUGGCAACAAGCCUCACAGCAGUCCCUGGAUCCUCGGUCUCGGCUGGGCAGGCAGGCAGCCGAAGAAGAGAGCUUCCAAGCAUAUGUCAGCCCGGCCCGUAGGAAGAAGACUACUCCACAGCCGCAAGCGGAGACGAGAACGCCGGCAAAACCGGAGCCAGAUCUGCUCUUUGGUUCGGCCACGCCUUCGACAUCCAACCUUACACCUCCAGUGCGCUCGCCGCAACCAUCUCCGGCUCCUCGGGCCUCAAUCCGGCCGUCGCCGGCUUCAAAACCAGCACCAAUACGACCCGCUCGCCAGAUACCCAACAUUUCCACAACCGCGUUACAGAACUCGACCAAGUGUCGCGUCGAGGGCACUGCACACUUCAAGCGCGGUGACUUCGCGGCCGCCCAUGCCUCCUACACAGCCUCCCUUACAGCCAUCCCGCAAGACCACCCUUUGACCAUCGUGCUCCUCUGCAACCGCGCCCUAACGGCGCUCAAAACGGGCGAACCGCGCCAAGCAGUCGAAGACGCUGACACGGCCAUCCGACUGAUCGGGCCGGGCAAAGGGGAGGGCGAGCACGUCGAACUCCCAGGAAGCGGCGCCACUCCCAGCGAGAAGCGCGACAUGCGCGACCUGUAUGGCAAGGCCCUCACCCGCAAAGCCGAGGCGCUCGAACAAAUGGAGAAGUGGGCCGAUGCCGCCGCCGUCUGGCAGCUCUGCGUCGAAGCCGGGCUCGGCGGGGCGGCGGCCACAGCGGGGAGGCAGCGCUGCCAAAAGGCGCUCGCGCCAAAGAAGCCGGCACCCACGCCCCGGCCGGCAGCGGCCGCGCCCCUGCGCCCGAGACCCUCCGCCACUACCACGCCGCACAAGAGCUUCGAGGCGGUGGAGCGGCUACGCGCGGCGCACAAGGCGGCCGAGAGGGAAGGGGACGAGAAGAUUGCGCUGACUGACAAAGUCGACGCGCGCAUUGCCGCCUGGCGGGACGGCAAGCGCGACAACCUGCGCGCGUUGCUCAGCAGCCUGGAUACUGUGCUGUGGGAGGGGAGCGGGUGGAAGAAGGUCGGGCUUCACGAGCUGGUGGUGGCCAACAAAGUCAAGUUCGUCUACAUGAAGGCGAUUGCCAAGACGCAUCCUGAUAAGAUUGCGCAAGAUGCUAGCACUGAGGUGCGCAUGAUUGCUGGGACUGUGUUCAGCACACUAAACGAGGCGUGGGACAAGUUCAAGGCCGAGAACAACCUGUGAGCGGGUUAUGAUGAUGAUACGGGCUGGCUUAGAAGGCUGGGGACGAGGGAAGUGGGUGUGGUUUGUAGAUGUUUAUAGAUGAAACGCAUUUGAGAACCAGUCAAAUGUCAUACACGUGAGUUUUGAAACGCAAUUGAAAUAUCC